Molecule: messenger RNA, 1647 nt
Organism: Nematocida ausubeli
Lineage: Eukaryota; Fungi; Microsporidia
Exons: 1
Coding region: 1-1647 (548 amino acids)
Biological process (GO): double-strand break repair via homologous recombination; regulation of DNA-templated transcription
Source: RefSeq, a predicted model, not a curated record
AUGGCACGGAAAAGCAACAAGGAAAAGACACCGCCUUCUUCAGAGAUCUCGCAGAUUCUUCUGGAGGGAGAGGGACUUCUUAAAAAUAGCUCGCCUCUUUUAAGCGAGACACCCAUUCAGGAUUUCAAGGGCGCGCCAGACAGUGGGCUUGAUGGGUCUUUUCAGAUCGAAGACAAAAGCUACCAAUUCCCGCAAGAUGAUACAAACAACUCCUUCUAUGGGGACAUUAAGAAAGGGCCCUUCCACAGCACAAAACCAAUCAAUAAAGAUCUCACAGAUAGGAUUCUUUUCAAAGAGAUUAAAUUUCCGGCCCCAGCCAGGCGAGGGCGCAGAUACAGAAACGACCCAAAUGUACCGCAGCUCGUUGACCCUGAUGAAAGUCUGGACAUAGGCACAGGAUCGUUCCAAAGAAAGAGGCCCAUUAUAAAUCAGGAUAAAAACGAAGACCCUCAAAAAAUUGGCGCACUGCUCAAUGACGAAAAUAUGCCCACAGCAGACACCUCGUUUACCAAGUUUGUCGGAUUUAAAACUGCAGAGGGCGCAGCCCUGCACGUCUCCGAGGAGUGCAUGCACAAAGCACGGAGGAGCUUUGACUUUAUGCAGAGUCGCUCCCUUACUCGCGCGCCCCCAAAGCCAAAGAUCAUUCUUCCCCGGGAGAGAGAAAUCGCAGAGGCACAUGCCAUCUAUAAAAGAGUAAAGCAGGAGAUAUUCCCACUGACAAGGUCUAAAGAGGAAGAGUACAGCCUGUUUGUGCUAUUCCAAUGGGCAUGGAUUUCUGUUCUUAGGCAGAUAGAGAACAUACGCAAGAGAGGCGGAGACUCCCAGGCAGCCGAAAUUGAAAGAGUUGUAGUUGAAAAGGCCAAAGCCAAGUGGAGGGCAAACCCAAGGUCAGUGCUGCGGCGUAUUACAGAGCAGGACGAGCACGCAUCUGUCUACAUGAAGGUGCUCGUGAUUGAGGGAGGCACAUCCAUAAUCACCAUAACAGAUGGCCUGAAUUUCAUUAAGGCCCAGCUAGAUUACGAGCUACAGCGGAUUGCUAAGAGUAUAAAAGAAGGGAUGAUUCUGCAGGUUGCGUGCUCCAUCUAUCUCCUGAACCAUCCAGCCUCGAUAUACGAGGUGAAUUUGAAUGGAGCUGCAGUGAUUGAGCUGCAGUAUAAUGGAGUGAAGCCAUGCACAUCCGGCCCACUUGGAUACCAGAACACAUUUGGGUUCAUUCGGUCUCUUAGCUCGAUCAACCCGCAGGGUGGAUACAUCAACUGCCUGAUGCUUAGAGUUACCAAGAAGAUAGAGGUGCGGUAUGUCAUUGAUCUAAACGGGUCAAAGUCCAAUAUUGAAGAGGACCGCCUGGACAGCACUCUGGAAAGAAUAGAAAGAAGCAUAGACAAAAUUUGCUUCUCAGAGGAGGAAAGAAACAACGCACUCAACUCGGUAAAGCUGCGAAAGUACACGCGCUACGAAGUGGUCUGCGACUACUCAAGUAACCACACCACAGCAAUACUGUCUGUGUGGGAGGCUGCGUACAGUGACAAUCCGCUAAAGCCCGACCAAAGGUACCUUUUCUUCAUGCUGUCUCCCCCAAGGAAAACACAAACAACAGACAUAAUUCUACUGACCACCACCAUAAUAAGCACGUUCAGGAAGAUAUGA